AUGUCCAACUACCUGCAGGAGACGCACGACCGCGUGUUUGCGCAGAACAAGGAGUGGGCCGCAAAGCAGCGUGCCAAGGACCCCGAGUUCUUCACGCGCCUGGCUGCGGGCCAGUCGCCCGAGUACCUGUGGAUCGGGUGCAGUGACUCGCGCAUGCCGGCCGAGAUGAUCACGGGCCUCGAGCCGGGGGAGGCGUUCAUCCACCGCAACAUUGCCAACAUGGUCAACAACCUGGACCUGAGUGCGAUGGCCGUGAUCAACUAUGCCGUGCGCCACCUGAAGGUCAAGCACAUCAUUGUCUGCGGACACUACGGGUGCGGCGGCGUGCAGGCCGCCAUGACGCCCAAGGACCUGGGUAUCCUCAACCCCUGGCUGCGCAACAUUCGCGACGUCUACAGGCUCCACGAGAAGGAGCUCGAUGCCAUUGCAGACGACGAGAAGCGCUACGAGCGCCUCGUCGAGCUCAACGUCGUCGAGCAGUGCCGCAAUGUCAUCAAGACCGCGGCUGUUCAGCAGUCCUACGCUGAGAACGAGUACCCCAUCGUCCAUGGCUGGGUGUUCGACUUCCGCACCGGCCUCCUCAAGGACCUCGAGAUCGACUACGCAAAGGUCCUCAAGGACAUUCAGAAGAUCUACAACCUCACCGAGUAA
Messenger RNA from Trichosporon asahii var. asahii CBS 2479, 651 nucleotides. RefSeq names its product beta class carbonic anhydrase. Gene Ontology annotation, biological process: carbon utilization; cellular response to carbon dioxide; cellular response to oxidative stress. Lineage: Eukaryota; Fungi; Basidiomycota; Tremellomycetes; Trichosporonales; Trichosporonaceae. The transcript has a single exon. The record is from RefSeq and is a predicted model, not a curated record. Gene Ontology annotation, molecular function: carbonate dehydratase activity; zinc ion binding. Gene Ontology annotation, cellular component: cytoplasm. The coding region runs from base 1 to 651 and encodes 216 amino acids.